This is a messenger RNA of Zophobas morio, 1570 nucleotides long. Its product is annotated as carboxypeptidase Q-like. The coding region runs from base 11 to 1483 and encodes 490 amino acids. Gene Ontology annotation, molecular function: metallodipeptidase activity. The transcript has 5 exons. The record is from RefSeq and is a predicted model, not a curated record. Lineage: Eukaryota; Metazoa; Arthropoda; Insecta; Coleoptera; Tenebrionidae. Gene Ontology annotation, biological process: peptide catabolic process; proteolysis.
CCGAUACAUAAUGGGUGUUUGUCGAAAUUUUAUCGUUUUGUGGACAGUAGCUUUAAGUCUAAUGGUGUGCGUGGUUUGUAAUAAUAACACUGAAGACAAUGACAGUUUAAUAACAAACAAGAAAACUCUCAGCGAAUGUAAUCUUCCAACUGAGUUAAAGACCGAAAUUGCUUCGUAUUCUUCGACUGUGGAAAAAAUUAUUAACGCGGCUGUUAAUGGAAGCUUCAAAGGAGUGACGUAUCGGGAAUUAAGUCUUUUUGUGGAUACUUUUGGUAGUCGGAUAUCAGGUUCCCAAAAUUUAGAAAAUGCAAUCGAUUACAUGAUAAAUAAAUCUAUAACUGACGGCCUUGAAAAUGUUCAUGGUGAAGACGUGCAAGUUCCACACUGGAUAAGAGGAUUCGAGUCUGCAACUCUCGUUGAGCCUCGAAACGUUAGUAUCUCUAUACUUGGUUUGGGCAACAGUGUCGGCACACCUCCUGAGGGAAUUUUAGCUGAAGUGUUGGUGGUGAAAUCAUUUGAUGAUCUACAAAGUAAAGCUGCACAGGCGAAAGGUAAAAUUGUUGUCUAUAAUCAAGAGUUUGUCUCGUAUGGAUCUUCAGCUGUUUACAGAGGCAAAGGUGCUACCGAAGCUUCUAGAGUAGGAGCUGUAGCAAGUCUUAUAAGAUCAAUUACCCCAUUUUCACUAAAUACGCCUCAUACGGGCGUGCAAAGUUAUGGGGAAAAUGUUACCAAAAUACCUACAGCUUGUAUUACUUUAGAAGACGCCCAUUUCCUACAAAGAUUACAGGACGAGGGUAGAACGAUCAAGAUUUUAUUAAAAAUGGAAGCUCAAACUCUUCCAGACACGACUUCCAGGAAUGUUGUUGCCGAAAUUGAAGGUACAGAACAUCCUGAAAAAAUAGUGAUAGUUUCUGGUCAUAUCGAUAGCUGGGAUGUUGGUAAUGGUGCUAUGGAUGAUGGUGGAGGCGUGUUUGUUUCUUGGGGAGCGCUAGCGCUUUUGAAAAGUUUAGGUCUGAAAGCUAAAAGAACCGUAAGGGCCAUAUUUUGGACAGCUGAAGAGUUUGGUUUUGUGGGAGCGUACCAAUACGCUAGAGAUCAUGCCAACGACACGGAUAAUUUUGUUUUUGUUAUGGAAUCCGACAUUGGAACUUUCAAUCCUGUAGGAUUAGAAUACAGUGGUGGUACUACUGGAAGAUGUAUAGUGCAGGAGGUUAUGAAACUACUUGCUUCAAUUAAUGCUACUGGAGUACGGCAGUCACCUUCAGUAGGAUCUGACAUCUACAUGUGGACUUCAAAAGGAGUGCCAGGUGCAUCUCUUGACACUGAAAAUGAUAAAUAUUUCUGGUAUCACCACUCAAAUGCAGAUACUCUAGAUGUAGAAAAUCCUGAUUCGCUAGAUAAAAAUACCGCUCUUUGGGCAUCGGUUGCUUACGUUUUGGCAGAUUUAAGUGUUGACUUUCCACGAGAGCUGAUGGAUGGAUAAGAAAGGAUAAUUUUAAGAUUAUUGUUAAAUGUACAUAUGUACCUACUAUCUUGGUGAUAAAAUCUAAUAAAUAAACACUUAAUAUUU